This is a messenger RNA of Peniophora sp. CBMAI 1063, 774 nucleotides long. NCBI's taxonomy places the organism in Eukaryota, Fungi, Basidiomycota, Agaricomycetes, Russulales, Peniophoraceae. The record is from the annotation of a GenBank genome assembly.
AUGGCUUGGGAGUUGUCACCCACGAAAGAUCGCGCUCAAGAGGAGGUGUUGCUGGAUGUGCUCAACCAAGCGCAAACCGCACAAAACGUCAUUACACAGGCCAUCUAUGUGGUGACCGAUGUCAUUACACUCUGGCGAGUGUACGUCGUCUUCCAAAAGCCGAAGUGGCUCCUGGCCUUGCUUGUUUUCACCGGUCUUGUUGAAACCGGCUUCUCAAUUAGCGUCAUCUAUCUCGCCUCAACGACCACUCCAGCAUCGAGUGCACACCAGCAAAACGUAUACCGGGCUUCAUACCUGACAGCCGGCGUCUCUACUACGUCGCACUGGCGGGAGAUCAAGGAGUUCAUCAAUGCCUCUGCCUCUCGGCGUCUCGUUCCCAUGCUACUUCUCAUCGUCGAGAUCGGCGCAGUGUACUCUGCUCUUUGUAUCUGGUUCAACCUCAUCUGGGCCUACAACUCAUCUUGGAAUGAAACCGCUUUCUAUUGGUCGGGUUUCUGUAUGGUGACCCUGGCGGCCAUGUACCCGACACUUGUCAUCAUGCUCGUCGCUGCUCACGGUUCCGUCGUCGAACGGAGCUUCCAGCUCCCGUCCAGGGCAAGUGCCAUGGAGAUUGAUGGUCCAGUCAUUGCGACAAUUAUAGAUCGCGAGCCUGUGAUCAUGCCAUCUUCGCACCCUUUCUCCGAACGCCGGGACGACAAGAAGCUGAACGCCACGCUUUCCGCUGGUGAGAAGGCGGGAGAUAGGGAAACAGUGGUGGAGAUGUCUUUCUCAUGA